CGCGAUUCCAUUGCACUUGGCCCGAGGAAUGGCAAUACGCAACCCCAGCGCAUCGCUGCCGACAUCCCCCACAUCGCGACGUCGACGAUGGCUGCACCGUUGCGUCGUUGUCGUGGGGUUGGUUGCGUUAGCACUGGCAUCUUGUCUGUGUCUGGUUGGCGGCCUCAAGCCGUCGCUGGUGGACGAUCCACACGUUGUUUCCAACGGCACGUCAAGAACAGCGCGUGGAGCUGAGGAUUGUCCUGAAGCACGCUACUUCCUCGUCGGCAGCGGUGGUCUUUUAGCUGCAUGGCUCGUCGUUGGUCUCGUGGCCUUUCAGUCUCGGGCGCCGCCACCUGCGAUGACGAUGCUGGCAAUUCUGUUGUGCUUUGUCACUGUGGUGGCUGGCAUCGUGGGGGCAAUUCUCGGUGGUCACGAGAUAUGUGCGCAAUCCCGUCCGACUGAAUUCACCCUCACCAUUGCGACGUCCUGCGUGUUUGUGGCAGUGUGUGCCCCAUUGAUGGGAAUUCUCGUACACUAUGUCGUGCGCCAUGUAUCCUCGCCUGACUCGAAAGGGUCCGGACUCGUUGGUGCACUGCGCUGCACGAGCAUUGCCCACAGUACCCGUCGGUGCUUGGCUAUCUUGCCGUUUGGUAUGCUGGCAGGCGUCGCAGUCGUUCUCGUGUUGGUGUACGCCCGCCGCGGCGAGGGCUGUUCGGAGCCAUUCGUUCUCUUCUUGGUCGUGUCCAGCGGAUUGCUGGGGUUUAUCCUUGGCGUCGCGCUGUGGUGCUAUCUCCAUCCCCACUCCUCCGCCGCGUUUUUGCCCUACCUGCUUCUUGGUCACGCGGUCACAACCGUCGGAUGGGCCAUCGUUGGGACGGUGUGGAUUCGCUCGAAUGCGGCCGCACCUGUACAAUGUUCUGUCGGCCUUGUCUCGGCCGUCCAUUGGCUUCGCAUGCCGCUGUUUGUGCUUGGCAUUGCACAGAUCAUGCUCACAUGCUGCUGCAAACUCGAGCGGCUGUGUUUACCGCUGGUCGUGCCCACCGACCACACUGUUCAAGUCGUGUAAUGUGAAAUAUAUGUAAAAAACCA
Aphanomyces invadans is the source of this 1071-nucleotide messenger RNA. RefSeq lists its product as hypothetical. The coding region runs from base 29 to 1048 and encodes 339 amino acids. The transcript has 2 exons. Lineage: Eukaryota; Oomycota; Saprolegniomycetes; Saprolegniales; Verrucalvaceae. The record is from RefSeq and is a predicted model, not a curated record.